This is a messenger RNA of Hemibagrus wyckioides, 2170 nucleotides long. RefSeq names its product zinc finger protein 366 (gene znf366). The transcript is spliced from 5 exons. NCBI's taxonomy places the organism in Eukaryota, Metazoa, Chordata, Actinopteri, Siluriformes, Bagridae. The coding region runs from base 273 to 2114 and encodes 613 amino acids. The record is from RefSeq and is a predicted model, not a curated record.
CUUCCUUCCUUCUCUCCGAAGGUACUCAUCUGAAAAAUGGGAACAAAGUGAUUGUUCCUGUUCUCUUUCUUAAGUCACUUCAAAUGCUGUCUGCUGUGUUGGAGGCUCAUUGUCCAGAGCACGGGGCAAGCGACAGGCACGUGAUGGACAAAUCCAUAAUUUAUGGUAAAGAAAAAAAUCCAAUUGACACUAAUCUCAGAACUUUUCCAGACUCAUAGCCACAACAUCUUUCUACCUGAGAGGUUCUGUUAUUAGCAGACCACCCUCUCAGUAUGGAUCACAAUAAUUACGAGCCCAAAAGGGCAGAUGAUUCUCUUACCAGAACUGUUGACCUCUCCCAUCUUCCCUACCCUAUUGCUCAACCUGUCCCUACCAAACCUCUACCACGCAAAUUUAUCCCAGAGAUGAUUGACCUCAACAAGCUUCAGUUUCAUAGAGUCCUGGGUAGAUAUGAUACAGUGCAGAUCAAACAAGAAGCUGUAAAACCCAUGCCAAUAUGGCCCUCAUCACCUCUUCUCCUGCACCCUCCUUCUCCAUACUUCCCACCCCUCCGUCCAAGCUUGGUCCCUUUCCCAUUCCUGAUGCCAGGCCCAGUCAUGCACCUUUCUCCCAAUUCGUUCUACCAACAAGAGGUGCCAAGAUUCUAUAGAAGAAACACAGAAGGUUCCAGAGCUGGGCUGAGCAGUGCUGAGAAGCUUGGCCUGAAUAUUCAUGUAGAUGACAGCUACUAUGUGGAUGUAGGAGGUGAACAGAAACGCUGGAAGUGCCGCAUGUGUGAGAAGUCCUACACUUCUAAGUACAACCUUGUCACGCACAUUCUGGGUCACAGUGGCAUCAAGCCACAUGGAUGUGGCCUCUGUGGGAAGCUUUUCAAGCAACUAAGCCACUUGCACACACACAUGCUCACCCACCAAGGCGCCCGUCCCCAUAAGUGCCAGGUGUGCCACAAGGCAUUCACUCAGACGAGUCACCUGAAGAGACACAUGAUGCAACACAGUGAUAUCAAGCCAUACAGUUGCAGUGUGUGUGCUCGAGGCUUUGCCUACCCUAGUGAGCUUAAGGCUCAUGAGCUUAAGCAUGAGAGAGGCCAAGAAAAUGUGUGUGUGGAGUGCGGCCUCGACUUUCCAACACUUGCACAGCUGAAACGGCAUCUGACAGUCCACCGUGGACCAGCACAAUACAACUGCAGCGAGUGUGGCAAGAGCUUCCAGUACCCAAGUCAGCUGCAAAACCACAUGAUGAAGCACAAGGACAUAAGGCCGUUCAUCUGUAGUGAAUGUGGUAUGGAGUUUGUGCAGUCUCAUCACCUCAAGCAGCACACCCUGACCCACAAGGGAGUGAAGGAGCAUAAGUGCCGCAUCUGUGGCCGUGAGUUCACCCUGCUGGCCAACAUGAAGCGUCACAUUUUGAUCCACACCAACAUCCGAGCCUAUCAGUGCCACCUGUGCUACAAGAGCUUUGUCCAGAAGCAGACACUCAAGGCUCAUAUGAUUGUCCACUCAGACAUCAAGCCUUACAAAUGCAAGCUAUGUGGGAAGGAGUUCAACAGAAUGCAUAAUCUUAUGGGCCACAUGCAUUUGCACUCAGACAGCAAACCUUUCAAGUGCCUGUACUGCCCCAGCAAGUUCACUCUGAAGGGGAAUCUGACCCGUCACAUGAAGGUCAAACAUGGCAUCAUGGACCGAGGACUAGAUGCCCGAGUUUUCAGGCACAGAGGAAGGUUAUGUCUUUCCAGCCCUCUUCGUCUUCUGUCUCGCUUCAGUCAGGACAAGCCUUUCGAUCUGUCCCAGAAGAGCCAUCCCCAUUUCCGUCUUUCUCAGUCAGAUGGUGAGAGCCGUGAGGAAGAUGAGGACAGCCUCUACAGAAUGAGCCAGUACAGCCCUGACCGUUACCAGACAGAACUGGGAGGAGCCAGAGAGGCAGAUGAUGAAGAUGAGGAGGAAGAGGAUGGGAUGGUCCAUGAAGGAGAAGAGGAUAGGAGUGGAAAGCACUUCAGUUUAAGCAAAGAGGAGCUCCAAUACAUACGUUACAGAGAGAGUCAGGAAGGCUCAGUCUCUGAUGGAGAACUCUACUGUAGUCGAACAUACCGUGAUAGAAAAUUAAGCUGUGAAUGAAGUCUUGAAAAAAUAUCUUUAAAAUAUCUCUUGGAAAAGAAAAAAAGUGAAAUAAA